Molecule: messenger RNA, 870 nt
Organism: Spinacia oleracea (spinach)
Lineage: Eukaryota; Viridiplantae; Streptophyta; Magnoliopsida; Caryophyllales; Amaranthaceae
Product: sphingosine-1-phosphate lyase-like
Exons: 8
Coding region: 1-870 (289 amino acids)
Biological process (GO): sphingolipid catabolic process
Cellular component (GO): endoplasmic reticulum
Molecular function (GO): sphinganine-1-phosphate aldolase activity
Source: RefSeq, a predicted model, not a curated record
AUGUAUUUUGCGGAUGUGAACAAUUUGGAGCAUUGUAUCAAGUAUUUGAACCACUCUCUUGUUACUUUCAGCUUUUCAGGUUCGCUUUAUCUGUUUGCAGAUGCAACGAGAUAUCUGAGAUUCGCCAAUCGUCUAAUGAGCAAAGUCAGCGGUAAGUCAAGCCUUCAUGAUAAUUGUAUUGGACGUCUACCUUUUCUAUGGAUGACGGAUAGAUCAGAGAAGAGCUUGAGAUCAUUCAUGUUUACUGGUUACUGGUUACCAUAUUUUAAGCUGGUCCUUGUGGAUAUAUGUUUGGUGCUAAUAUGGUCAAUCUCUGCCAGGUUUGCACAUACCAACUCGUUACAUUUGGAUAUUUUCCAAAGUGUCGUUCAUUAUGAGGCAGAAGUAGUUGCAUUGACAGCUGCACUACUUGGAAGUAAAGAACAAGCUUCUGGAGGUCAAGUAUGUGGAAACAUGACUUCAGGAGGCACCAAGAGUAUACUAUUGGUUGUCAAAUCUUCACACGAUUAUAUGAGAACCAAGAAGGGAAUAAAAAAACCAGAAAUGAUUAUCCCUGUAUCUUCCCACUCAGCAUAUGACAAAGCUACCCAGUAUUUCAACAUUAAACUUUGGCAUGUUCCUGUGAAUAGUGAAUUUCGGGCUGAUGUGAAAGCUAUUAGGCGAUAUAUUAACAAAAAUACCAUCAUGAUUGUUGGAUCUGCACCUGGGUUCCCACAUGGCAUUAUCGAUCCCAUCGAAGAGCUUGGCCAACUAGCGACGAGCUUUGGUGUCUGUUUCCAUGUUGAUCUUUGUCUUGGUGGCUUUGUUCUGCCUUUUGCACGGAAACUUGGGUAUUGGCUUGUAUAUCUUGGGUUAUGCUUUCUGUUCUGA